GGUCACACGGGCUUUUCCAACAUGGCGGCGGCGGCGCUGCGAGGCGGCUGGGGCCGCUGCCCGCGGCGCUGUCUGAGCAGCCGAGUCCCGUUUCUUUCCAGCCACACCCUGGCGCCGCCACACCCUGGUUCCUAUCAGCUGCGCUGGCCCGGUGGAGAGCUGAGCCUGUCCAGAUCCUAUUCUUCUGGAAACAGAAAAGGUUUUCUCUCUGGCUUGGUCGAUAACAUCAAACAAGAAUUGGCCAAAAACAAGGAAAUGAAAGAAAGCAUCAAGAAAUUUCGGGACGAGGCUCGGAAGUUGGAAGAGUCCGAUGCGCUCCAGGAAGCCCGGAGGAAAUAUAAAACCAUCGAAUCAGAGACAGUCCGUACUGGCGAGGUGAUCCGGAAGAAGCUGGGGGAGCUCACGGGCUCUGUGAAGGAGAGUCUCGACGAAGUUGGUAAAAGCGACCUGGGCCGGAAAAUCAAGGAGGGCGUGGAGGAGGCUGCCAAGACUGCCAAGCACUCAGCUGAGUCGGUGUCCAGGGGUGGCGAGAAGCUGGGCCGCUCGGCCGCCUUCAAAGCCUUGUCCCAGGGGGUGGAGUCGGUAAAGAAGGAGAUUGACGAGAGUGUGCUGGGCCAGACGGGGCCCUACCGGCGGCCAGAGCGGCUCAGGAAAAGGAAGGAGUUUGCUGGGGAGAAGCUCAAGGAGGAGAAAGUGUUUGAGCCCAAUGAGGAGGCCCUGGGUGUCGUCCUGCACAAGGACUCCAAGUGGUACCAGCAGUGGAAGGACUUUAAGGACAACAAUGUGGUGUUCACGCGCUUCUUUGAGAUGAAGAUGAAGUAUGAUGAGAGUGACAAUGCAUUCAUCCGGGCCUCCAGGGCGCUGACUGACAAGGUCACAGACAUGCUGGGGGGCCUGUUCUCCAAGACAGAGAUGUCCGAGGUACUCACGGAGAUUCUGAGGGUGGACCCUGCCUUCGACAAGGACCGCUUCCUGCAGCAGUGCCAGAGUGACAUCAUCCCCAACGUGCUGGAGGCCAUGAUCUCAGGAGAGCUCGACAUCCUCAGAGACUGGUGCUAUGAGGCAACCUAUAGCCAGCUCGCUGUCCCCAUCCAGCAGGCCCGGGCUCUGGGCCUACAGUUCCACUCGCACGUCCUGGACAUAGACAACGUGGAUUUGGCGAUGGGCAAGAUGAUGGAGCAGGGCCCGGUGCUGAUCAUCACCUUCCAGGCGCAGCUGGUAAUGGUCAUCAAGAACCCCAAGGGCGAGGUGGUCGAGGGCGACCCGGACAAGGUGCUACGCAUGUUGUACGUGUGGGCACUGUGCCGCGACCAGGACGAGCUCAACCCCUACGCCGCCUGGCGCCUCCUGGACAUCUCGGCGUCCAGCACCGAGCAAGUCCUCUGAGUGCCACCGCCGGGACCCCCAGCUC
Messenger RNA from Suncus etruscus (white-toothed pygmy shrew), 1411 nucleotides. It is a transcript of the gene TIMM44, whose product is annotated as translocase of inner mitochondrial membrane 44. The transcript has 13 exons. Gene Ontology annotation, molecular function: protein-folding chaperone binding. Bases 22 to 1386 code for a protein of 454 amino acids. The record is from RefSeq and is a predicted model, not a curated record. Gene Ontology annotation, cellular component: mitochondrial inner membrane. NCBI's taxonomy places the organism in Eukaryota, Metazoa, Chordata, Mammalia, Eulipotyphla, Soricidae. Gene Ontology annotation, biological process: protein import into mitochondrial matrix.